Molecule: messenger RNA, 708 nt
Organism: Magallana angulata
Lineage: Eukaryota; Metazoa; Mollusca; Bivalvia; Ostreida; Ostreidae
Product: collagen alpha-1(VIII) chain-like
Exons: 3
Coding region: 90-647 (185 amino acids)
Molecular function (GO): protein binding
Source: RefSeq, a predicted model, not a curated record
CGGUGGGAGAGGCCCAGGACCUAUACAGAAAGGUGUGUGUUGGUCCCGAUUCGGCGGAGGCAGAUCACCGUGUUCUGAUCUAUAGAAGAAUGUCAGACCUAACGCAUUUCAUGUUUGGUUUGUGUAUUUAUGCACUAAUGCAAAACAUUCAAGCAACAUCUCCAUCCCAAUUUAUAGAGGAUAUUAAUGGUUACAGAAGGGCAUGCAAAUCAAUAGGAUGGGAACCAAAACAAGACUGUGUUGCUUACAACGUUAUUGCGUUCCACGCAAAUCUGAAGUCCCAUCUGAACAACGUUCCUGUUAACUCAACAAUAAAGUUUGAAAAUGUCCAGCUGAACAAAGGCAACGGUUACGACCCUAUAACAGGGAUAUUUACUGCACCAGAGGACGGAGUGUACUCAUUCGCCUGGUCAUUCCUGUCUCAAGCUGGGGGUACGGUGUACAUUGCUGGUGUUGUCGACAAUGUUGAUCACGCGCAUACUUGCAUAGAAACUCAACAAAGCAAAUUCAUCAAUACCUCAGGUCAUCUUCUUUACGAACUAAGAAAGGGAAAUAAAGUAUGGAUAAAAACUUGGCACACUCCUGCCACAUUUAUUCACGCUGGAUUCUACACCUACUUCUCGGGGAGCAAAAUAAAUUCAAUUUAACCUUUAUAUAUUAUUUAUUAGACUGAAACAUGAAAUGUCUUUUGUAAAUAAAACUAGUGAA